AUGUGUGUUCGGUUAUCAUAUCACCAUAGGUAACAUGUAUUUUAUAUUCCUCACGGCCGUCUUCGUCAUUUCCCUCCCUUGACGAUCAUCAGUCUCAAUUUUAGGGCACAAGGAAACAAAAUGCAUACAGAAUUCUGCUCUCGGGAAGACUAUAUAAGUGAUCUCCCUGAAAGUAUUAUUGAAACCAUACUCGCAAAACUGCCGAUAACAGAAGCUGUAAGAACAAGUGUGUUAUCUAGUAAAUGGAGGUACAAAUGGACUACCCUUACAGAGCUUAAAUUUGAUGAUAAUUGUGUAUCGAACACUCGUUAUAGAGCACUUGCAGAGACCAGUGUUGUUAGAUUUGUGAAUCACUUUCUUUUGCUUCAUAAUGGUCCCAUUAAUAAAUUCACUCUAUCUAGUGUGUGUUUGCGAGGAUCCGCUUAUGUAGAUCAAUGGCUACUUCUUUUAUCAAGAAAAGAUGUUCAAGAGUUGAGUUUUAGGUUGGGUCAAGGUGAGUGGUUUAAGGCGCAUUCUUCGCUUUUCUCUUGUAAAAAACUGAUUGGUUUGGAGCUUGUUAGAUGUGUGUUGGACCCGCCGUUAUGUUUUAACGGUUUUCCGUAUUUGAAAAAUCUUUAUCUUCAACAAGUUCGUAUUGACCCUGAUGCUGUGGAAACUCUCAUCUCAAGUUGCACGCUUCUUGAACGUUUGACUUUGUCAUACUUUGAAGGUGCAAAACUCACCAUUCGUGCCCCGAAUCUGAAGUAUUUAAUGCUAGAAGGUGAAUUUAAAGAUAUAUGUCUUGAGAAUACUCCUAUGCUAGUUGUUAUAUUUGUCGCUAUGUAUAUGACCGAGGAUAUUGCUGAACAUUUCAAACAAAGUUCAAGUUGCAAUUUUGAUAAGGUGCUUGGUGGUGUACCAUCCAUUCAGAGGCUUACCGGUCGCAGUUAUUUUACAAAGUAUAUGAGUUUAGGUAUCAUUCUAGGGGAAAUACAACCGAUAUAUCAACAGCUAAAGGUCAUUGAAUUAUCUCAAGUAGGCUUUGAGGAUGAGAAAGAAAUAAUGGUGAUUCUUCGGUUGAUUUUAAGCGCCCCUAAUCUUCAAGUACUUCAAAUCAGGAGUUCAUCAUUGGCGACGAAUGCAGUUGAUUUGGAUAUCUGGGAUAAGGAAUGCUUGCGUGAUGUCACAUUUAAACAACUUAAAGUAGUAAAGUUGACACAAAUGUCGGGGCUACCACACGAGAUGAGAUUCAUAGAGUUUUUGCUUGGAAGUUCACCGGUUCUUGAAGUUAUGGACAUCACUCAGAAUGUGUAUGUGACAAUUGAAAAUGAAGACUGGUUUGUGGAGACACUAGGGUUUGAACGGGCAUCCACUGAAGUUGAAUUUAGAUUUGCUGAAGACCAAGCGUAAAAAUAUGGCAUUUAUCGGGUCUUGUUAACCUUUAAUUUUGCUGUGUAAAAAGAAAAUGGUAAACUGUAGAAUUGCUCUGUUUCUUCAAAUAAUUUGAUAAUGCCCCACUUUGUUUCUAGA
Molecule: messenger RNA, 1509 nt
Organism: Helianthus annuus (common sunflower)
Lineage: Eukaryota; Viridiplantae; Streptophyta; Magnoliopsida; Asterales; Asteraceae
Product: F-box/FBD/LRR-repeat protein At1g13570
Exons: 4
Coding region: 121-1389 (422 amino acids)
Molecular function (GO): protein binding
Source: RefSeq, a predicted model, not a curated record